AUGAUGUUCGUUGCUGGCGUUUUGUGGGCUUCGAUCGUCGGUUUCGCUUGUGGACUGAUCAGUAACCACACUGCGCAAGAAAGGAAGUACUCACAGACGAUUGACGAUCUGAACAGCAUGAUGCGUGACAAGAACGUCUCCGAAAACAUGCGAGGCCGCUUGCGGCAGUUCUUUUUUAACCAGCAGAAGGACGUGGACUCGCAAGAGCUGUACCAGAAACUAUUGGUGCGGAUGUCCCCGACGCUGCAGGCUGAGGUAGCGUUUGCUGCUUAUGCGGCUUUCAUGCUCAGGGUACCGUUUCUGGCGGACGCGGAACUGGAGUUUUUAGCGGCGAUAUGUCUAGCCUGUAAACACGUAACAUUUGGGCAAGGCGAGCCGAUCGGAGACACGCAGGUUUUGUACAUUAUUCGCGCGGGUGUUUGUUUUAUCAACGGAAACGUCUACCGCAUUGGCUCGAGUUUUGGCGAGGACGUGCUGCUAGAUGACGCCGACUUGGCUGGAUUCUACAGUGGGUUCGCACUCACCUUUGUGGAGGCGAGUACGAUCACCAGAAAGCAACUGAACGACGUAUUGUUCAAGCAUCCGGAACAAAGCGUAAAAAUUCGACGCCACAAAGUCACCUUAGCGGUACGAAAGACACUGUUGCAUUUAGCCCGCCAAAGAAGUCGAGAAAAGUACGGACGAGAAACCGCGGGCGUAUCGAUACCAUCGCUCAGAUCGGUAUUCAAACAUAUUAUACAUAGUAUACGUGGGAUUCUGCUCCCAUUACCAUCUUUGCGAAUUUUUGUGAUUUGAAAUGAACAAGACUGAUGAAGUAGUAGUUAUUGUUUUUAUCUGCUAUUUCUAUUGUUACGCAAGCAGUGUUUCAUCCUGAUCCAGAAGUUCAAAUUGUUACAAACUCCUGUUUUUCAGAUGAGUUCGAGUUUGUCGGAUCCAAUGCUGUGGCGUGCGGAGGCUGAGAUUAUGCAUGCAAAUCGUCGGGAGCACGCUGUGAAUCGUGACGCCUUGGAGCGAUCGCUGAAGCGCUUUCACUUCGCGAAGCGGACAGCGGAUGAGAGGUUGGAGCCUGUGUCAAAGUUAAUCGUAGAAGACAUGUUGCAAAGAAAUAGCGACACUGUGCUGCGAGAGACAGCGCAAUUCAUGGAGCAUACAUGCGAUUCUGCUGGCAUCACCCUGAAAAUGUCAGUUGACGAGACGGACGACGAUAUGGUUGCGGAGAUGAACUGAACUUGUUUAGAUGAAGCUGCAGAAGAACUGAGUUGACAUUCUACUUCUCGGGACUAUUCACAAGAACAAGAUAAAGCAAAACUUGUUAUCGAUGAAUGUUCAUAAGUAACCUAUGGUAUGCACCACAUGCAUUGUCUUGAUUAUUCACCUCACCAUGACGAAAAUACAAAUUUCCUAGAAAAAGCAGCAUUGUAUGGG
Molecule: messenger RNA, 1425 nt
Organism: Amoebophrya sp. A25
Lineage: Eukaryota; Dinophyceae; Syndiniales; Amoebophryaceae
Source: the annotation of a GenBank genome assembly